CUUACACAUCCUUUGCCCUAUUUAAGCCCCAAAUACAUUUACACACCCCCACUUUAUCUCACACCCAACACACCCAGAUAACUGUGUUUCAACUUUCAACAUCUUAACGAUGGUAUCAUUUCAAACAUCUUUCCUUCAACUAAAUGAUCAACGGAAACCGAUUUCGGAAACGACUGAUGACUCCAAGAACAACAUGAAAAGGAAGUGGAAUGACACAGAAGAUGAGGAGGAGGUGAUCCUUCCUUACAAACAUUGGAGGAAUCCCAAGGCCGCCACUGCCAUAGCGGCCUUUGCCUCCAAAUCUUUCUCUGAUAUUGAGCUUCACCUCGAGACCCCGUUGCCAUCUGAAUGGCAACGGUGCCUCGAUAUGCAGUCAGGGGAAAUACACUUCUACAACACAAGAACACAAAAAAGAACACAAAAGAGAUCCAAGGGAAAGCUCAGAACCAUCAAAGUCCUAAAGACUGUCACAUGAGCUUAGACCUUGAGCUAAACCUGCCUUGUGGUUCACUCAACCAAAAUAUCUCAAAAUCAACAUCAGAAAAGAACACAACUACGAUGAUCAAGAAGAAGUCUAGCCACUCACCACCACCGUCGGCUUCUCCUAAUCUAUUCAGGAGUCUGAGUACUGUCAGAAAGACGAACACUAUCGAUGUCGAAACAGCAGACGAUGCAGAGGAGAUGG
This is a messenger RNA of Chenopodium quinoa (quinoa), 685 nucleotides long. RefSeq lists its product as uncharacterized. The record is from RefSeq and is a predicted model, not a curated record. Bases 110 to 475 code for a protein of 121 amino acids. The transcript has 2 exons. NCBI's taxonomy places the organism in Eukaryota, Viridiplantae, Streptophyta, Magnoliopsida, Caryophyllales, Amaranthaceae.